AUGCAUCCUGAUUUGUCACCUCAUUUGCACACUGAUGAAUGCAAUCAAUUUACCAUGGAAUUUAAAAACUGUAAUGUAGAGCAUAAAGUAUUGAGAUUUGUUGGUAGAUGUGAUAAAAUCUAUGAUCGAAUGGUCCACUGUUUUCACUUAGAGAGACAAGCCAAGCGCCAAAAAAAUAAUGAGGAAGCGAGAAAGCAUCAAGCUUUGGUCAGACAAAGGAUGUUAGCAGAAAUGAGAUCAGACAGGGAACAAGGAAUUGAGAAUUGA
Molecule: messenger RNA, 267 nt
Organism: Macrosiphum euphorbiae (potato aphid)
Lineage: Eukaryota; Metazoa; Arthropoda; Insecta; Hemiptera; Aphididae
Source: the annotation of a GenBank genome assembly